AUGGGCAGUCGUGUACCUGAGGUUGUCGAUCUGACUUCCGCCACUCGCCGCAAUCCAAUCGCUUUGUCCUCCUCCCCACCCUUCUCAAGCAACGCAUCGUCUUCCCACAUUGAGCAACACUCUGCCCGGGGACCGAAGCGCCAACGCCAAAAUGAACAUCACCGGUCUGCGUCUUCAUCCUCGGAUGUCUAUCUCGGAGCAGAAGCUAUUGAAACCAUCGACAUGACCGAAGAAUCCGAUGCAAGGGACCUUGCCAGAGCGGUUGCGAAGCAGCGAGAAGAUGCAAUCAAAGCCCAGCAAACCACAGAGAAACCCGACAGACCACUCAAUCCACUGGUCGCUUACAUAUGUCCUAUUUGCAUGGAUACACUCACGGAUGCGACAACUACUUCAUGUGGUCACUUGUUCUGCCACAAGUGCAUUGUCGACUAUCUGACAGUCACCGAAGAGACUCGCACGGAUUCCUCAAAACAAAACAAGGGUACCUGCCCUGUGUGUCGCAAACCGCUUUCGCGCAAAGAUUCCACGAAGAGCAGGCAUAGUCUCAUUCCUAUCCAAUUCAAACUUCACACCAAGACCCGAAGCCAGCUCGAGGCUGCCCGGAAUGGUGACAAGAAAGAAGAGGAAUAA
Messenger RNA from Penicillium salamii, 630 nucleotides. Lineage: Eukaryota; Fungi; Ascomycota; Eurotiomycetes; Eurotiales; Aspergillaceae. The record is from the annotation of a GenBank genome assembly.